Molecule: messenger RNA, 2824 nt
Organism: Schistosoma mattheei
Lineage: Eukaryota; Metazoa; Platyhelminthes; Trematoda; Strigeidida; Schistosomatidae
Source: the annotation of a GenBank genome assembly
ACAUUGAAAGGCACACUAAAUGAACUAAGUAACAUUAUUGGUGGAAUUAGAUGUUUAGUUUAUUUACUUACUUUCCUGCUUAUUAUAAAUGAACUGCCUGUUUGUCUGUCGAUCAUAAAAAUUCAUAUUCAGUUUCCCUGAUUGAUUAACACAAUAUUUUUAUUAACGGGUCAUUUUCUACUACUGUAAACAACGAGAAUGGCGUUGCUUUCAUUCAUUAUCACCUGGUUACUGCUUUUUCAACAGAAGAACAUAAAUGCCGAAUACUACACUGCUGUUAUUGAUAUAACGAAAGCAUGGAGGUUAAGUCAAGAACUAGUGUCCGAUCUAAAUUCUUACAUUGCCCUUGAAGAGAGACGUCUUAAUCGUAUUCGGAAAGUUGUCAAAGUGUUGGAUGCUAAUGGAUCAAUUAGUGACGCCUCGUCAACACUAAGUCAACAGAAUAAUGACCUAGAAGAAUAUUUAGGCAAUCCGAUUAAUGCUUAUCUUACAAUGAAGCGUCUUUCAUCAAGUUGGAAAUCACAAAUCAGUCAACUUGUUAACAAUGUACCAAACGGUUUUCAGAAGGGUGAUACUGAUGGGUCAGACUAUUUAAAUAUUUCUGAUGCUCAAAACACAAUCACAAUGAAUACAAUUCGAUCACGUGUUAAACAACAUACAGAUAUGCUACCUGGUGAUAAUGAUGUCAGUGGUGCAGUAGAUGCAAUUCUACGCUUACAGUCUACAUAUAAACUACCAGCUAGACAGCUUGCUUACGGUCAGUUAGUUGAUAAUCUGUCAACUCCUCAACUGAGUGCUGCUCAAUGCUUGGAAGUAGGUAGACAUGCCUAUUCACAGGGCGAUUUUGAACAAUCAGAAGAAUGGUUUCGUGUAGCCUAUGAUCGGUUAUUUGAUGAGUUAGAACAGAAAAAAGAGGUUGAUGCACAAGGAACUACCAUCGCAAGUGACGAAACUGAAGAAAAUGGAGAAACUGAACCGACAGUUGGACAAAUUUUAGACUAUCUUGCCUAUUCUCUUGGACGACAAGGAAGAUAUGCUGAAGCACUGAACGUGACACGUUUGCUAAUCGAAGAGGAACCGACGAAUACAAGAGCUAUCAAUAAUGAAGCCUUCUAUGUAGAACAAAUCGACAGAGGUGAAGGAAGAAUAGGUCCAAAUCCUCGUUCUCAAGCUACAUCAAAGCACGAUCAAGAAACUGAGCUAUACGAAUCAUUAUGUCGUAAUGAAAAUCCCUUACCUACAGUCCCAUCACGUCACCUAACAUGUCAAUAUUAUACUCCUCAUGCGUUUUUUAGAAUUGGUCCAAUUAAGGAGGAAACUUUAAACCCUGAUCCACGUAUUGUAAUGUGGUACGAUUUGAUUUUCCCAUCGGAGAUUGAAAAAAUCAAAGAACUGGCUACACCAAGACUUCGUAGGGCGACGGUUAAAAAUCCAGUAACUGGCAACUUAGAGGUAGCAUUUUAUAGAACCAGUAAAAGCGCUUGGCUUCCUCAUUCUAUGACUGAAAUUACUGACCAGAUAAGUCAGCGUAUACGAGCUGUUACAGGUUUGUCCCUUGAGACUGCUGAAGAUCUACAAGUCGGUAAUUAUGGGUUGGGUGGACAUUAUGCUCCACAUUUUGAUUUCGGUCGAAAAAGAGAAAAGGACGCAUUCGAAGUUAAAAAUGGGAACAGAAUAGCUACAAUUAUUUUUUAUUUAUCUGAUGUACAAGCAGGAGGAGCCACUGUAUUUAACCGUAUCGGUACACGUGUAGUCCCUAAAAAAGGAGCUGCUGGUUUCUGGUUUAAUCUUUUGCCAAGUGGAGAAGGUGACCUACGAACUAGACACGCUGCUUGCCCAGUUUUAGCUGGCUCGAAAUGGGUAAUGAAUCUAUGGUUUCAUGAACGCGGUCAAGAAUUUCAUAGGCCAUGUGAAUUAGAGCGUGGGGCAAUUGAAACAGAUGAUGGUUUUUAAAUAUAAUCCAGCUUUAUUCCUUUGAAAAUUAUGCAUCUACUCAAUUAUUUGUUUGUUGUUUUGUUUUAUAUUCAUUAUGUCACUACUAACUAAGCUAAGCAUUGAUGAUUUUGUUAAAUCACUUUCGAAAUGUUUAUUUUCAUUCAAAACAAUAAAUUAGCACAUUAGUGAAUACUUCAAUGUGUAAAAUAUAAUCAAUUUUAAUCGAUUUCUCUUUCUUUGCUUCCCUGCACUAAAUAAUCUGCUUACUUUCUAAAAAAGAAAUGAGCAAUCUACUGGUACAUAUGGCUUAUACAUAUGAUGACUCAUUGUUUAUUAAGCAGUUGAAUUUAUAAUGGAUUUUUUUUCAUAUUCAAAUGGUAAUUGGACGGAAUGUUAAGUUUUUUUUUUACCAUAAAUUGAUUUAUUAGUGUAUAUGUUUCGCAAACUGGAGUUAGUCAAUUCAUCGAAGAAGAAAAACAAAAAGAUAAAAACCAAUUAAACAAAUACCAUUUGAUUUCAGAGUAAUGACUAUUAUCGUUAAAGAAUCCUUUAUACUAUUACACUUUAAAUAUGAUAUACUUAAUAACAGCUCUGCAGGACAAUCAUUUCAUAAUUAGGUUUUGGUAUUGAAUUUGAUAAGUAAAUUUUUAUGCAUUAAUUAUUAAUAAUGAAUAUAUGGUAUCAAUAAUUACUAUUUAAUCUACCUUGUGGUGCUACAAUCAACUGAUAACGGCUAACAGAUCAUGAAAUAAACAUUUGCUGAAUACAUUAAUUCGUUUAAGCCCUGAUUUUCUGCCAUAAUUUCCGGCUGUUUUUUUAAAAAAUUAACUUGACGCUAUAACAAUAGCUUGUAUUCAGAUAAAUUACAAUUAUCUUACCUUUGUUGCCC